Penicillium paradoxum is the source of this 1467-nucleotide messenger RNA. Its product is annotated as carboxylic acid transport protein. Bases 1 to 1467 code for a protein of 488 amino acids. The transcript has 5 exons. Gene Ontology annotation, molecular function: carboxylic acid transmembrane transporter activity. The record is from RefSeq and is a predicted model, not a curated record. NCBI's taxonomy places the organism in Eukaryota, Fungi, Ascomycota, Eurotiomycetes, Eurotiales, Aspergillaceae. Gene Ontology annotation, biological process: transmembrane transport; carboxylic acid transport. Gene Ontology annotation, cellular component: plasma membrane.
AUGGAAACUCCAAAUGAGAGGGCAGACUCUAUUCCAAGUGGCACCCUUGCCACAGCACGCCAGGCCUUCGGGGAUCUUUUCAUCUGGAAACAGCGUGUCGAGAUCACCAAUGAGCAUGGAGAGACCUACGCUGAGUGGCAAACUCCAGAGCCCAUCAAGAACCCUAUCAGCUUGAUGGCACAACUUUCAGCUCGAGACUGGGUAUUCUUCCUGGUGGGCCUCCUGGCGUGGACUGCCGAUGCCUUCGAUUUCCAUGCCCUCUCCAUCCAAACAGUCAAGCUGGCAAAAUACUAUGACAGAAGCAAAACAGACAUUACGACAGCAAUUACUCUGACCUUGCUGCUGAGGAGUGUCGGAGCUGCAUUCUUCGGUUUUGCCGGUGACAAGUACGGUCGUAAAUGGCCCAUGGUGAUCAACAUGAUCGUUUUAGGUCUAUUGCAAGUCGCUACCAUUUACAGUCAGACGUUCCAGCAGUUCCUGGCUGUGCGUAGUCUGUUUGGUCUUUUCAUGGGUGGCGUUUAUGGAAAUGCUAUGGCGAUGGCAUUAGAACAUUGCCCGGUCAAUGCGAGAGGACUCAUGUCUGGAAUCCUUCAACAAGGUUAUUCCAUGGGAUACGUGUUUGCAGCGUGUGCCAAUCUCGGUAUCGGUGGUGAGACAGAGAGUUGGAAGACUGUGUUCUGGAUCGCAGCCGGUCUCUCAAUUGGCGUUGGUCUAAUUCGAAUCUGCUUCCCCGAGUCAAACAUGUUGGGUAAGGAGUGGCGCAUGUGCAUCUACUGCAUCAUCCUCAUGACCUGGUUCAACUACUACUCCCACACAUCCCAAGACUCGUACACCACAUUCAUGCUCACAGCGAAGGAGCUCGAUAACGCGGGUGCCUCGCGGGCUUCCAUUCUGAUGAAGACAGGAGCCUGUGUAGGUGGUACCAUUAUCGGUUACUUGUCCCAAUUCUUCGGUCGUCGCCGAGCAAUCAUCUUCGCUGCCCUUGUUUCCGGAAUUCUCAUCCCCGCAUGGAUUCUUCCCGAGGGCGAAGCAUCUCUGAGUGCAUCAGGAUUCUUCAUGCAGUUCUUCGUUCAGGGUGCAUGGGGUGUGAUUCCCGUCCAUCUGAACGAGCUAUCUCCCCCUGCCUUCCGUUCUUCCUUCACCGGUCUGACAUACCAAAUUGGAAACAUGAUCUCCUCGCCAUCGGCGCAGAUUGUGAAUGCGAUCUCUGAAUCCAACAGCGUCACCAGCAAAUCCGGCCAUCGUGUGGAUGCCUACGGACCUGUGAUGGGAAUCGCCACUGCCAUCAUUGCUCUCGGUAUCAUGGUCACUACUGCUAUUGGCCCUGAGAAGCGUGGUCGCCGCUUCGAAAGUGUUGUAGCUGCAGUUGAUGAGACAGCCGAAGCCAAAAACAUGGAUCUGGAAACAGGUACUAUGGAGGAUAAGUCACAGGGAGAGACUAUCGAAAUGGCGGAGGAGAAAAAGUGA